AUGAUUGAGGCUCCAAAGCCAUUUAGCCCUCCCACUUCCUCGGCCUUCGAUUCAUCGGAUAUCACUAUAUCCAAUGGGGAGAAUACUGAUUUACUGCCUGAUGAUGCUCAAACCACUGACUUGGGUUCUAUUACUAAGAAUGCUCGCGCAAAGACCCCUAAGCACGGCUUCUACCGAAUUAUGCUACCGGAUGCCCGUGUCGUCGUUGGUAUCUUAAAUACUAUCAUCAACUAUUCCCUCCUAGCCAGCUUUGACGCGAUAAUUACUCUUCACGGCCAGGAUGCCCUUGGCUGGGAAAGCCUAGCAGUAGGAAUGAUGUUUUUAUCUUUCCAGAUGCCUUUUAUCUUCCUAGGGCCCCUAGCCGGAUGGCUACGUGAUCGGGCUGGAUUGAGGUAUCCUACUACGGUCGGCUGGGCUCUUCUUGCUCCUAUCAUGUGGCUCAUCGGAGUUCCUGGGACUGAUAAAACCCCAUGUAGCUCAACAGGCAAUGGAGAGGGACUAUUUAUUUUUACGGUGAUCGCCUUUGGGGUGGGUGUUCCCUUUGUUUGCGGAGCAGGUCAUUUGCAGCUGUCUAGUAAGAUCCCCGUCUCUUAUGCAUUCCAUAUACUAAUUCUUUUGAAUUGCAGUCGUGGUGAAUGA
Molecule: messenger RNA, 639 nt
Organism: Penicillium odoratum
Lineage: Eukaryota; Fungi; Ascomycota; Eurotiomycetes; Eurotiales; Aspergillaceae
Exons: 1
Coding region: 1-639 (212 amino acids)
Biological process (GO): transmembrane transport
Molecular function (GO): transmembrane transporter activity
Source: RefSeq, a predicted model, not a curated record